AUGUGCCUGGAACUUGCAGAGGACUUGCAAAAGCAAACGAAUAAUACGCAUAGAUAUGCUUAUUUUAUAAAGGGAGCAGUCUUGGCUGACUCCGGAAGACUUCAGGAAGCUGUGGAUAAGUUUCAUAGCUGCAUCAGGUUGCAACCACAAGACCCUGAACCGUUAAAACAAGUUGCUAAAUGCUUAUACCGUCAAGGACGCUUUCAAUUGGCAUAUGAAGCAUAUUUGGAAGCUGAUAAGUUGUCAAAACAUCCUGACGCUGAGAUCUAUUGCGCUUUAGCGGAAUGCGCAUUCACCCUCGGAUCAGGGGGUGUGGAGUGGGCGAGGGCAGCGCUACCAGGGGGUGGAGAACGCGCCGCUGCCUUGCUAGCUAAGUUGCUGCUUGCUAGUGGAGAUGUAGCUGGCGCGCUGGCUGCUUAUGAUCAGGCUUUAUCUACACAUUCCUGCGGCGCAGAUACAUUAGCUGCAGCAGGUACUCUAUGCCUCCGAGCUGGGGACCCUCGUAGGGCCUUUCAGUUACUUGGGGAAGCAUUAUCUCAGCAACCCACUCAGCACCCUGCAGCGCUGGCUCUAGCCGCCAUGAUGCUGCAGCACAAAGAUGUAGAUGCAGCGUUAGCGCGGCUUAAAGCUGCUUUAAGCGCUCAUCCCACUUGUGUUGCCGCACAUUCUAACUUAGGUCUCGCCUUGCUAUCCAAAAAGAAGUUUAUUGCUGCUCUAACAUGUCUACAACGCGCGACGUGGGCGGCGCCGCUCAGCGGCCGCGCGGCGCACAACCUCGGCCUGGCGCUACUGCUGUGCAAGCGCCCCGCCUCGGCUUUCUGCCGGCUCGCCUGCGCCGCCGCCUUGCAGCCUACGCAGGCGCAUACUGUACUUUUAAUAGCAAUAGCCCUAGAACGUCUGGGCGACAGCAGAGCGGACGCGGCAUACAGGCGAGCCACCGCCCUCGCGGCGCGGGACCCGCUCGUCAGACUCAACCUGGCGGGGAGACACGCGCGUGCUGGGAGACUGGCUGAUGCUGUACAGGAGACGAGGGUUGUUGCUGUGAUACUGGAACGGGAGAAGGAUGCUCAGUUGGCAAAUUCAUUAGCAACACUAAUGUCUUUAUUGAGAGCAGCAGGAGCUACAUUUGAAGAUAGAGAUGAAGAAAGCUCAGAGCAAACAGAAGAAAAUGUAGAAACACCUGUACUGGAACCAGAUGAAAUGGCAGAAGAACAACACCGUCAAGCCGGUUUGAUAAUAUUACCACCAAUAAUUUUAGGAUACGAUGAACUUUACGAUGAUAAGAAAGUAGAUGAAAAACCAAAGCUAUUGAAUGAAAUUGACGAUGCUCAAGAUUCUGAGAAAAAAUAUAUUUCAAAAAAACCAUUUUGUGACACGUCUUUUGGCGGUAAACAGAUGACUUUUGUCGGAAAACUCGUACCUACACGUAACUGCCAAGAUAUUGAUAAUGCUAAUAAAGAUUACAUGUCGUCA
Molecule: messenger RNA, 1473 nt
Organism: Brenthis ino (lesser marbled fritillary)
Lineage: Eukaryota; Metazoa; Arthropoda; Insecta; Lepidoptera; Nymphalidae
Source: the annotation of a GenBank genome assembly